AUGCCCAAGCGGACCCUUCGACCGAUCGAGGCCGAGUACAAGAAGGGCCAGAAGCGGGUGAAGGUGGACGACGAGCGGUUCGUCGACGUGACCCACAUGCUGCAGCGCCGCUAUGACGACGAGACCAAGCGCCGCGAGGUCAAACGCGAGGAGCCGCCCGCAGGCACCGACAACGACUCUUCCGAAGAGGAGGAAGAGGAAGAAGCCGAAGCAGACAACGAUGAUGACGAUGAUGAUGACGACGAUGUGGGUCGGUGGUACUGGCAGCAGGACGACAGCUCGUGGGUCGAGUACGACCGCCAAAAGGCCAGCGAGAUCGAAGACGCCUUCGCCGCCGGCAAGCGCCGCGACAGCGAGCGGUUCAUCGACCUGCCCAACCUGCUCCAGCGCCGCUUCGACGACGAGUCCAAGCGUCGGCUCGUGAAGCGCGAGGGACCCAAGCCCGCAGCCCGUCUCCCACCGCCCACCGCCACGGCCACCGCCGCAUUGGGCGGCGCCUCGCUCCUCUCCUCGCUCAUGGUCUCGGCCCCGUUCGGCUCCGCCACGACCGCGCCCGCGACUACGUCAGCAUCCACGUCAUCGUCUACAAUCCCAGCGCCGACAGGGUCGACAACAAAAGCGGCAGCGGCGGCGUCGACCAGCGCGCCGCCGCCGGCCAAGGCCUCGCUGUUCGCCGCGGCCGCGGCCGGACCCUCGUUCGGCGUGUCGACGCCGGUGGCCAUCCCCGCCCUCUCCCCCGCGGCCCAGUGGCAGAUGCAGCUCGCCACCAUCGCGCCGCCUCUCGCCACCACGACCACCGCCUCUUCCGCCUCUUCGAAGUCGGCUUCCUCCUCGUUCACGCCCUACGCGAAAGCGUCAUCCGAAGAUGAAGAAGAAGACGACGAAGACGACGAAGAUGAGGACGAAGAUGAAGACGACGGCGGGCGGGAGCUGGUGGGCGAGGCGCGUGUCGAGUAUGCCGCGAGCGGGCGGAGCGGCUGCCGCGUGUGCCGCCAGAAGAUAGACAUGGACGACCUCCGCGUCGCCCGCAUGGUCCAAUCCCAGAAAUUCGACGGCAAGAUUCCGGAGUGGCACCACUACGACUGCUUCUUCUCGACGUACAAGGUGAUCGACAUCGGGUACGUGUCGGGGGCGAGCAAGGUGCGGUGGGAGGACCAAGAGAAGCUGCGCAAGCAGAUCGAGGCCGACCAGCCGCGCGCCAAGGCCAAGUCCAAGUCGGAGCUCAAGAAGGAGGACGCCCUGCGCGACGAGAACGAGGCCCUGUGGGCCAUCAAGGACAAGCUCCGCGCCGCGCUCGACGUCGGCCAGCUCAAGUACAUGCUCGAGCACAACAAGCAGGACUCCAAGGGAGGCGAGGCGAAGCUGUUGGAUCGGUGCGCCGAGGGAAUGCUGUUCGGCGCGCUGCCGCCGUGUCCGUCAUGCGACGAGGGCCAGCUCGUGUGCGUGCGCGGCGUUGAAUACAAAUGCACCGGCUACGCCUCUGCGUGGGGCCGGUGUCUGUUCACGGGCACGGCCAGCGACGUGCAGCGGCUGCCGUGGAAGGUCCCCUCGGGCCUCAAGGACGCCUCCACCUACCUCAACAACUGGAAGUUCAAGCCGCGCAAGCCGGUGGAGCGGGAGAAGGUGGAUCUGCCCGUGCUGGAGAUCCCGCAGGCCGCCGAGAAGAAGCGCAAGCGAGAUGACGACAGCGAUGAUGAUGACGACGACAGUGACAACGAUGCGGCGGCCAAGAAGAAGAAGCAGCAGCUGGAGAGCGGCGUCCAGAAGUUCAAGGUCAAGGGCAAGUCCGCCGUGCACCCGGACUCUGGGCUUGAUGACGAUGGCCACAUCUACCAGUCCGACUCGGGGACCGUCUACAACGUCAUGCUCAACCUCGCCGAUAUCACGUCGGGCUUGAACUCGUACUACGCGCUGCAGCUCAUCGAGCUCGACACCAAGAAAACCAGUAGAAGUCGUAACUGGGAUGCGCUGGCGGGUGCUGUGGCGGGGGAACGGGUCCAGUGGUAUGUCUACCGGAAGUGGGGGCGCGUGGGCACGACGAUCGGAGGCGACAAGAAGGAGAAGUUCUCCUCCAUCGACUCGGCCAAGGCCGCCUUCGAAAAGACGGAGAAUUCGUGGGCGCACCGCGAUCAGUUUGUCAAGAAGCCCGGCAAGUUCUAUCCGAUCGAGAUCGACUACUCGGGCGACGACACCGACGAGCUGGCCAUCAAGCAGAAGGCUCAGGAGCUCCGCCGCAACAAAUCCAAACUCGACAAACGCAUCCAGGCACGCGACCUGGUGGGGUUGAUAUUCGACAUCAAGGCCAUGCAGGACACCCUGCUCGAGCUCGAGAUCGACGUCAACAAGAUGCCCCUCGGCAAGCUCUCCAAACGCAACAUCCAGCAGGGCUACGAGGUGUUGACGGAGAUCCAGGGCAUCCUCAAGAAGGGUGAUCCGUCAAAUCUCGCCAUCAAGACUCGCCUCACCGAAUGCGCCAACCGCUUCUACACGAUCAUUCCGCACGCCUAUGGCAAUCAUCAGCCGCCGUUGAUCGCGACGGAGGAGCAGCUGCGCGAGAAGACCGACAUGCUGGAGGCCCUCCUCGACAUGGAGAUCGCCGCUUCGCUCCUCAAGGAUGGCAGCGGCGGCGAGACGCUCGACCCGAUCGAACAGAACUACCGCAAGCUCAAGACCAACAUGGUCCCUGUCGACACCGACGACUCGGACUGGGACAUGGUGUCCAAGUACGUGACGCAGACGCACUGCCCCACCCACACGGCCUAUUGGCUGGAGCUGGUCGAUCUGUUCCGCAUCGAGCGCGAGGGCGAGUUCGACAACUUCAUCCCGUUCUCCGACCUGCCCAACCGCAUGCUCCUCUGGCACGGCUCCCGCCUCACCAACUACGCCGGUAUCCUAUCGCAAGGCCUCCGCAUCGCCCCGCCGGAAGCCCCGUUUGGCAAGGGCGUGUAUUUUGCGGACAUGAGCAGCAAGUCGGCCAACUACUGCUACCCCAACCGGGAGAAGACCACGGGCCUCAUGCUCCUGAGCGAGGUCGCGCUCGGCAACGUGUACGAACUCACCCAGGCCGAGUACAUGGACAAGGCACCCCAGGGGUUCGACAGCACGAAGGGCUGCGGCAAGACGGCUCCGGACCCACGGCAGUCGGUGACGACCCCCGACGGGGUGCUGGUCCCGCUGGGCACGCCCGCCAACACGGGCGUCUCGCCCACCUCCCUCCUCUACAACGAGUUCAUUGUGUACAACACGGGCCAGAUCAACCUCAAGUACCUUCUGCGCGUCAAGUUCCACUACUACUAA
Molecule: messenger RNA, 3297 nt
Organism: Acanthamoeba castellanii str. Neff
Lineage: Eukaryota; Discosea; Longamoebia; Acanthamoebidae
Product: Poly(ADPribose) polymerase catalytic domain containing protein
Exons: 23
Coding region: 1-3297 (1098 amino acids)
Molecular function (GO): DNA binding; NAD+ poly-ADP-ribosyltransferase activity; zinc ion binding
Source: RefSeq, a predicted model, not a curated record